AUUUGUUGCUUCCCGGGCUGAGCCGCGGUGCCUGUUGGUUUGUGGAUCAGCAGGAUCUGGAUCAGCGGGAGAUCGGGCUGGGGCUGGGGCUCAGGCCGGUGUGUGGGGAUGUGUCUCGGGCGGAGUUGCUGAUCCCGGCUCCGGGGGUCGGUGUGGACCAUGGGGCCGCUGUACCUGCUGCUGAUCACCGCCGCCGCCGCCGCCGGCCCCGCGGUGGAAAGCCAGCUCCUGCCUGGGAACAACUUCACCAACGAGUGUAACAUUCCUGGGAACUUCAUCUGCAGCAACGGCAAGUGCAUUCCUGGCGCCUGGCAGUGUGACGGCCUGCCGGACUGCUUUGACAAGAGCGAUGAAAAGGAAUGUCCAAAAGUCAAAUCCAAGUGCGCACCAACCUUCUUCCCCUGUGCAAGUGGCGUCCAUUGUAUCAUUGGGCGUUUCCGUUGUAAUGGAUUUGAGGAUUGUCCAGAUGGUAGUGAUGAGGAGAACUGCACAGCAAAUCCCCUCCUCUGCUCGACAGCCCGCUUCCACUGUAAGAAUGGAAGGUGUAUCGACAAAAGCUUCCUGUGUGACGGAGUCAAUAACUGCCAGGACAAUAGCGAUGAGGACAACUGUGAGAUCUCUCCAGAAGACAGCCUGGAUGGUGACCGUGAAUAUGUCACGUCCGAUGUCCGCUUCCCAUACUACCCAAGCGUCAUCUUUGCCAUCAUAGGCAGCUCGGUGGUCUUCAUCCUCCUGGUGGCCCUGCUCGCCAUGAUGCUGCACCAUCACCGCAAGAGGAACAACCUGAUUGGUCACGUCACGCCACCCCUGCACCGCCUGCAGCACCCACUGCUCCUGUCGAGGCUGGUCAUUCUAGACCGCAGCCACCACUGCAAUGUCACAUACAGCACCAGCAAUGGCAUCCAGCUCACGCCCAGUUCCAUGUACCACCAGCCACUGGCAAUGGAGGAAGUACCACCCUCGUACUCUGAGGCCGUGCUGGAACACAGGCCCCCGUGGUUUGACCUCCCCCCUCCUCCAUACCUACCAGAUUCUGAGAUCCCCAGCCGCUUGGAGCUGCCCCCCUACCGGUCCAGAGCAGGGAGCACGCUGAGCUGUGGACAGCCAGCUACCCUCCAGGGGAGUGUGGAAAUGAGAGACUGCCUGCUCAACACCAGGUUAGAGGUGGGGCUCUGAGCAAAGCCACAGUGACCGCUUGGGACAGCAGUUGUGUGUUCUUGCACUACUUAUUAUUUAAAGAGAGUUUGGAUUGAAGGAUUUAACUUGAGAAGCAAAAAGAAUAACUCACACACUUUAACCAUGGGUUCGUCCCUUUGUUGUGAAGACACAACUAUGGCAUCCAGCUGUGUGACCUUGAGGAAUAAAAUCCAGUUUUUCCACUGAUGUUCGACCCAGGAAACUUGCCCUUUUUGCGGACGUCUCUGUGGGGCAGCCAGGAAACUGGACUCGAAAUCUAAACAGGAAAUACCCAGAGAUUUGGAGGGAUGAACAAUCUCGGAUAAGCUCCUGAUGUAAAUGCACUCUCCCACCGAUUAAAGAAACAUUGUGAAUCACUAAAGAGUUUCAAACAAAUGAUCUAGACAUAACAGAAAGGAGCAGAAUCUGCUGGUUUUUAUGAUUGCAUUGCUAAAUGUAAAUUCUACAUUUCAGAAUCUGAAAACACAGUAUAUUCUCACACUUCUGCUCUGGGUAUUCAAAGAGAGCAGAAUCACUGUUUAGCUUGUGAGGCAGCCAUCUGUUUCUGUUCCUCUUCUCUUUUUCCCCUUCCUCCAAGCUGACACCCAGCCUGCUGGCGUUUUCCCUUUAGCAGAACAUGUCCUGAAGUCACUUCACCAUUCACAGUCCUGGCCUCGUGUGGUGGGAUGGGUGGAGGAACUCACUUGCAUUGACAUUUCCAUGCCAUCUGUGCCAGGAAACAAACUCAAAAAGCCGCAGAUGUGCCUUUUCAACAGCACAUGUCCUGAGGAAUCUCAGGGCCACCUACCACCUUAACUGAAAGCAAGAAAGAGGUGAAAGAGCACGUGCCAGAGAUCUGCGCUGCUGCAUCUACUUCACCACUGUCUCCGGGUGUCAGAGCAGCAGUUGUUUCUAACGUUAGACAAGGGUGUAAGGCAAGUGGACGGAGCUGGGGAAAGUCCACUCCCAUCCCCUGCAGUGCUGGAGUUGGUUUUCCACUUACAGGUUAUUCACCACAAUCUUGACAAUAAUGAUAUAAGGCUUCAAGAUGCAUGUUUUCCAAUGAAAACUUACAAGUGGACAUCGGUAUCCUGUGCAACCACACUGAGUUAACCUUCAGAGCUCACAUAAACAACAUGCCCUGCAACAUCUCACUCUUUCAGAUUUCAAACCUCAUGUUGCUCCAUCAGGAAGGACUUAAUGACAAAAUUAAAACCAGCUGUUCCAAAGUGAAAAACAAAAAUUCACAUCUUCAUUUUCUUUCAUUUUGUAAACAGUGUCGGGAUUUACUCUGCAUUUCAAAUGACUUUUGUUUGUAUUCCAAGAUUCACUCCUCCGUCACAAAAAUGAUAGUAUUGUCCCAUUAUGUGGUUGUCACUUUUAUAAUUAUGUAAAUUCCCUCGAGACAAAGCAAUGUUGUUUGAUUUGAUUGUUUAUAUUCAUAUAGUGUUAAAGGUGGACGGUCUUUCACACAUGAACAGAACCAUAAACCCGUUUACCCAUAAUAGAGAUGUGCUCGUCAUUUCACAGGUACAUGUAUCAGAAGGGAUAUGGGCUAAGUGCUGGCAAAUGGGACUAGAUUUAUUUAAGAUAUCCAGUUGGCAUGGACAAUUUGGACCUAAUGGUCUGUUUCCGUGCUGUACAUUUCUAUGACUGCGUAACGGAAACCUGUCCGACACUGUCUUCAAUAUCAGCAAGUCAAAUAUUCGUGAUGUAGAUACACCAAGGUAAACAACACACAUUUAUCCAAGAAAUUACACUCCACCAAUGACCCUGCAAUUGCAUAGCAUUCCACUUACCCAGCUUCUGUCACAUGUCUGAAGAUUUACUGUACCCAAUAUUCCUUUCCAAUGUACAAUAAAAAAGUGUUAGCAUCAAAGAAAUUGUGCCCAAACUCUCUCCCCAUUUGAUAGAAUACCACUGUAAAAUAUAUCAAAUUCUUGUCAUAACAAGCUGUACCGAUUGACUACUUAUUGAAGAAUACCAGGACAACUGCAUUUCAAACAAUUCUACAGGAUUAAGCCUCCCGACUGAUGUAAAUUUACAUUGUCCCACUCCUAGAAUUCCAUUGUAUGACCUCCCAUCUGAUUAUACUUGACAACAAACCUCAUAUGUUCUGUUGAAUUCCAUUGUAAUAAACCUCUCUGGUGUUCAUUCCUUUUCUCUGGAAUUUCUCUGUAUAGCCACCUGAUAUUGGACAGAAUUCCUCUGCACACUCAUCUCCUAUUGUAUGGAAUUCACUUUAAACCUUCCUCCUUGUUAACGGACUGUGCUUUUAAAUCUAUUUGCCCUUGUAAAGAUCACACAUUACAAAGUCACAUGCCAACUGACAGUAACAGACCACCUCAUUCAGUACCAUUACAUUCAAAACUACUGUGAUGUUCAAACAGCUUCCAUUCCUAAACAUGCACGCUGAAUUGACAACAUCUUGAAUUUUAAACACUCCCACAGUUCUGAACCCUCUCCCAUUGUAAACAAUCCCACUGUACCAAACCCUUUCCCAUUGUAAACAAUCCCACUGUACCAAAUCCUUUCCCAUUAUAAACAAUCCCACUGUACCAAACCCUUUCCCAUUGUAAACAAUCCCACUGUGCCGAACCCUCUCCCAUUGUAAACAAUCCCACUGUACCAAAUCCUCUCCCAUUAUAAACAAUCCCACUGUACCAAACCCUUUCCCAUUGUAAACAAUCCCACUGUACCGAACCCUUUCCCAUUGUAAACAAUCCCACUGUACCGAACCCCCUCCCAUUGUAAGCAAUCCCACUGUACCGAACCCUCUCCCAUUGUAAGCAAUCCCACUGUACCGAACCCUCUCCCAUUGUAAACAAUCCCACUGUACCGAACCCUCUCCCAUUGUAAACGCUCCCACUGUACCGAACCCUCUCCCAUUGUAAACAAUCCCACUGUACCGAACCCCCUCCCAUUGUAAGCAAUCCCACUGUACCGAACCCUCUCCCAUUGUAAGCAAUCCCACUGUACCGAACCCUCUCCCAUUGUAAACAAUCCCACUGUACCAAAUCCUCUCCCAUUAUAAACAAUCCCACUGUACCAAACCCUUUCCCAUUGUAAACAAUCCCACUGUACCGAACCCCCUGCCAUUGUAAACAAUCCCACUGUACCAGACCCUCUCCCAUUGUAAGCAAUCCCACUGUACCAAACCCUCUCCCAUUGUAAACAAUCCCACUGUACCAAAUCCUCUCCCAUUAUAAACAAUCCCACUGUACCAAACCCUUUCCCAUUGUAAACAAUCCCACUGUACCGAACCCCCUGCCAUUGUAAACACUCCCACUGUACCAGACCCUCUCCCAUUGUAAGCAAUCCCACUGUACCGAACCCCCUCCCAUUGUAAACAAUCCCACUGUACCGAACCCCCUCCCAUUGUAAACAAUCCCACUGUACCGAACCCUCUCCCAUUGUAAACAAUCCCGCUGUACCAAACCCCUUCCCAUUGUAAACACUCCCACUGUACCGAACCCUCUCCCAUUGUAAACAAUCCCGCUGUACCAAACCCCUUCCCAUUGUAAACACUCCCACUGUACCGAACCCUCUCCCAUUAUAAACAAUCUCACUGUAUCAAAUCCCCUCCUGUGUAAAUAAUCUCACUGAACAAUUCUCUCUCACUAUUAACAUUCACCGUACCAAACCAUCUCUUACUCCCUCCCGUGCUGAUUUGGAUGGCCCUAGUCACAUUGAAUGCUAUCCUAAUUUGAAGCCUUAGCCUAACAUUAAGUUCCACUCGUUAACAUCGGUUUCACUCGGAGUCUCGCUCUCGCUCAUUCAUUACUGAGAUUGGUCAGCCUCCUCAUUAUCUGCAUCGCAUUCUGGAGACGAUCACUGAAUGGGUGGCAUAACUUGGUAAAACAUUUAAAUAGUCAGCGUUUAAAGCUCAAAUUCCCAACCCAUCAGAUGAAUGAUCUGCAUCUUAGCUGGAUUUGCAUUUGAAGAUUUAUGCCUUGGAAGACGAAUCACUUGUUGGUAUCAGAUGCUUCUAGCAGCAGUUAUUCAGCCCAUUAAUAUCCCAAGCCAAGGCAGCUGGACUGAAUUAUUUCUUGCUGUUUAUGUUUCAGCUCCAUGUUUUAUGCCUCGUAAAACCGUGUAGCAUCCACUUGCAUGAAUAAUUGAAUUUUGGAAAUAGCUAGCCUUGUACCUCAGGAACCAAGUAGCAAACUGAAUCUAAAUCAGAAUUUCAGUCGAGCAGUAGCUGUGUCCCUGUUCCUCAUUGAAUCUUCUGAUUCUACAUCUUAGCUGAGGAGUAUUGCUUGUCAUAUUUCAGAGGGAAUCACGCUAUUUAAUGUUUUGAAUCAGAUUUUGAUAGUAAAUCGGGGUCUCUGUUGGACAGUGUAUCUACUGGGUAUGCAAAGAGUAAAGUCCUUUUGUUAUAUUGCUUUCGCAGUAAUAUUUAUGUGUUCUGAAAGAGAGAUAUUUCAUCUUUGCAGCACUGUUGUGUAUUUGUGCCAACAUUUAUGUCCUAGCCCUGCUACAGUAUUCCAGCAAAUCCCAGUGGAAGCUGGAGGAAUGGCUCCACAAUUUCAGAACUAUGAACUCUGAUGCCUGUUCUGAUUCCCACCCCAGUGUUUGUUUGCAUGAACUUGCUAUCAGGAGAACUGGCCUAUUUUCCACUGUUAGCAUCCACCUUCUCUUCACCAGUAUCUCUCCUCUGCUGUGAUGACCACUUCCUUUGCCUGGUGAUCUGCAGCACCUUUCCCGUCUGUUCCACUCUACUUCUCUCUGCUUCUUCUACACCGUCACUUUCCCAGCCCCCGUUUUAGCCUUAACCAAGAGUCACCGAGAACUCAAAAUGUUUGUGCCUUCACAGAUGCCCCUGUCAGGCCUGCUCAGAUCCUGCAGCACUCUCUGUUUUCGUUCCAUUAUGAUCUGCUGCAGUCUGUAAAUUCUUCUGAAAAUUAGUGUUGGAAAGGAAAAGUGGGCGAUAGAAGAUGGUUGAUUUGUCAGACCUUCCCUUCCCGGCUUAUACUCCAUUCUUGAAGAAAGAUGGUCAUCAAAAACUAUUUGCUUAUCCUGAGAGACCUGGAUCUGAAUCCAGAGUAAGGUGGAGUUCCCCUGUUGUAUAUAGAUAUACAAUCUCUGGGUGCAACUGAGGAAGAGGUGGAACACUCAGCCCCUUUGAGCUUACUGCCUCACUCAGUUGAGUUACACUGACCUGUACCUCACAUCAUUUAGCUCCCCAUCCUCAAAGACUCCAAAGUAACAUCUCAGUCUUCAAAUUUCCAUUUGUCCCAUCACCAUCAUUCCUCUCAGGUAAGGAUUUCUAAAUUUCCACUGCCCUUUGAGUGAUUUCUGUUCUGAAUGUUGCCCUGAUUUUUAAGAUUAAAUGCCAUUGUUCUUUAUUUCCUGUAUCCACUCUGUCAAACACUUAUAGCAUUUUAAACGCAUCAGUUUCAUCCCCCUUCAAUCUUCAUUCCUCAAGGGAAUACAGGCUGUGCUAAUGCAACCUUCAUGAGGAUGUCCUCACCCUAUAAGCCCCGUUAUUGUUCAGCUCCUAAAGGACACAGGACCAUGGCUUAAGACUUCACACAGAAUUGAAGAAUGGGCGACAGCAGAGGAGGGGACCAUUCAGCCCAUUGUGACUAUGCUAGCUUGGGCUUGUGCCCGAAACGUCGAAUUUCCUGUUCCUUGGAUGCUGCCUGACCUGCUGCGCUUUAACCAGCAACACAUUUUCAGCAAAAACAAAUGUGCCUGUUCCACAUAGCCCUGGCCAUUCUUUCCCGUAGCCCAGCAAAUUGUUCGUUGUUCCUAUUCCCCAUUCAAAAGUCACAAUUGAAAGUGCCUCCACCCAACUCUUGGGCAGUGCAUUUUGGAUCUCUGUCACAGGUUAGUAAUUGUACUUCAAAAGACCAAAGGCUGUAACAAAUGUAAAUAGUGGUAAAUCAGUUGAUUUUAUUUUAGAUUCUUAAAAUCCCCAGAGUGUGGAAGCAGGCCAAUUUGGCCCAUCAAGUCUCCAAAGAGCAGCCCACCCAGAGUCAACCUCCUACCCUCUAACUGCCAUGGCUAAUCCAUCCAGCCUGCACAGUCUGGGUGAAUUUAGCAUGGCCAAUCCAUCUAACCUGCUCACCUUUCGACUGUGCGAGUAAACCGGGAGGAAACCCACGCAAACACAGGGACAAUGUGCAAAUUCCACACAGACAAUUGCCCAAGUCUGGAAUCGAACUCAGGUCCUUGGCUCUGUGAGGUAGCAGUGCUAACCACCAUGCCACCGUUCCACUUCAUCUCACAACAUGACACUUUGGUGUGAAAUUAACAGCCUUAAACUACCAGUUCACACUAAGGAUUCUAUACCAUUGAAAUAAUUACAAAACCUUGCAAUCAACAAGUCAGUCUCCUACAAACGUGUAAUAAGCACAGCAUCGUUAUUAAGGGUGGCAUACAUUUAAACCAGGAAUUCUACAGGUUCAGACUAUGUACUGGGAAUGGUAAAACUGCUGUUGAAACUAUCUUCUACACAGUUCAAUUGGAGAAAUCAACAUGAAAAGCCAUAACCACAUAAUCAAAAGCUUUCAUUCCCAGGAAUAUUUGUGUACAUCUGUUCUGUUCCUCUGUAAAGAAUUCACUUUCUUCCUAAAUUGUUAUGUCCAGAA
Hemiscyllium ocellatum (epaulette shark) is the source of this 7772-nucleotide messenger RNA. It is a transcript of the gene ldlrad3, whose product is annotated as low density lipoprotein receptor class A domain containing 3. NCBI's taxonomy places the organism in Eukaryota, Metazoa, Chordata, Chondrichthyes, Orectolobiformes, Hemiscylliidae. Gene Ontology annotation, molecular function: protein binding. The coding region runs from base 160 to 1176 and encodes 338 amino acids. Gene Ontology annotation, biological process: receptor-mediated endocytosis. The transcript has 6 exons. The record is from RefSeq and is a predicted model, not a curated record. Gene Ontology annotation, cellular component: plasma membrane.